Molecule: messenger RNA, 1673 nt
Organism: Thamnophis elegans (Western terrestrial garter snake)
Lineage: Eukaryota; Metazoa; Chordata; Lepidosauria; Squamata; Natricidae
Gene: SLC30A7
Product: solute carrier family 30 member 7
Biological process (GO): transmembrane transport; intracellular zinc ion homeostasis; zinc ion transport
Cellular component (GO): membrane; Golgi apparatus
Molecular function (GO): zinc ion transmembrane transporter activity
Source: RefSeq, a predicted model, not a curated record
CUGCGCAGACUCACUACCGACGCUCGGCUGUGCCGGAAGUCGGUGCUGGGAGGGAGAGAGAGAGAGGCAGGCCGGCUUUUGCCUUGCGGGCGGCGAGGCUUCCUGGCGGACAAGCGAGAGUCGGGGGAAGCGUCGCUGCUUCCUCGCCCUUUACGCCCGGCGAGGCCCCGGCUUCCCCCUUCCGCCGCUGGGGAAGAUGCUGCCUUUGUCCGUCAAGGACGACGAGUACAAGCCUCCCAAGCUCCAUUUGCUCCGAAAGGUCUCGGGAUGGUUCAGGUCGAUCCUCUCGGACAAGACGUCGCGCAACCUCUUCUUCUUCCUCUGCCUCAACCUCUCCUUCGCCUUCGUGGAGCUGCUCUACGGCAUCUGGAGCAACAGUCUAGGUUUAAUAUCGGAUUCAUUUCACAUUUUUGAUUGUACUGCUCUGUUAGCCGGACUGGCAGCUUCAGUCAUUUCAAAGUGGAGAUCUAAUGAUGCUUUUUCCUACGGGUACGUUCGAGCAGAAGUAUUAGCUGGUUUUGUAAACGGUCUAUUUUUGAUCUUCACUGCUUUCUAUUUCUCUGAAGGGGUUGAGAGAGCGCUUGAGCCUCCUGAUGUGCAUCACGAAAGACUACUUCCUGUUUCCAUACUUGGCUUCCUUGUAAACCUGAUAGGAAUCUUUGUGUUUCAACAUGGUGGACACGGCCAUUCCCAUGGUUCUGGACAUGAACAUAGCCAUUCACUGUUUAAUGGGGGUCUCAACCACGGUCAUGGAGGACAUGGCCACAGUCACGAUUCCAAGCAUGAACAUGGACAUAACCACUCCCAUGGGCACGAGCAUGGACAUUCUCACGAUUAUUGCCAUGAUGAUCAACCCAUUGAGAUGGCUGGAGGAUCCAGCAAACAGAUUUUAGAAGGUGUAUUUUUGCACAUUGUUGCUGAUACCCUUGGAAGUAUUGGUGUAAUCAUAUCUGCAUUAUUGAUGCAGAAUUAUGGUUUGAUGAUUGCUGACCCAAUCUGCUCGAUGCUUAUAGCUCUGCUUAUUGGUGUAAGUGUUGUUCCACUCCUGAGAGAAUCCAUUGGAAUUUUGAUGCAGCGAACGCCUCCUUCUCUAGAAAGUGCUUUGCCUCAAUGCUAUCAGCGGGUUCAACAAUUGCAAGGAGUUUACAAUUUGCACGAUCCUCAUUUCUGGACUCUCUGUACUGAUGUUUACAUAGGGACUUUGAAACUAUUUGUAGCUCCAGAUGCUGAUGCAAAGUGGAUAUUAAGCCAAACUCACAACAUUUUUACUCAGGCUGGAGUGAGGCAACUGUAUGUACAGAUCGACUUUGCCACGAUGUAGCGAGCCUCUUUAUCUCCUCCUCCUCGGACCAAAGCUUUCCAGUACUGUCAUUUUUAAGACUUAGUUCUUCCUUUGGAAAUUGAAACUCCUGGUCUCUCCAUUCCCCAGCAAAAUCUCUUGCCAGUCCGAUUAGCAGAAGAGAAAUGAAAGGGGGGGGGGGAUUGACUUGGAAUUAAUCUGGGAAUGACUUUCAAGACCCCAAAACUUUGCGGAUCCUUUGCCAAGUUCGUCCCUGCCUACAGCAGACUUACCGAUACAGAUUUGAGGUUGCAAUCGUUGACUGUGCUUUCUCUAAAGCUGUGGCAGAGACGUCUCAUUCCCACAGAACCGGUAUUAUUUGCAGAGAGGGAGA